GCCGCUCCGAUGCUCUUCCCUAUGUACACCGUAGCUGCAGAUGUGCUGCUGAAGAUGACGAGGGUCGAGCCCCACGAGGUUUUGAAGGACAAAGGCGAGCUUGUCGUCUUCAGCGACGACUUGGGCAAGGCAGCGUUCGUUUCACACCAGUGGCUAUCCACGGACCACCCGGAUCCCGAUUUCAAGCAGAUGCAUACCUUACAGAAUGCUUUGAAGCGCAUCCUGAACAGCUCCGGAUCUCUUUCGUUGGACUUUAUUACGGAAGCCGUGGUGCAAACGGCUAAGCCUGUUCCCAUGCGGGAGUUCCAGGUGCAGACAUUGUAUUUCUGGUACGACUAUUUCUCAUGCCCACAGCUGGAACGUCAAGGUAAAGAGUCCGACGAGGCGACAUUCCUCCCCCAAGCCAUCAGCAGCAUACCGGGCUAUGUAAGUGUGUGCGAAUUCUUUUUCGCCCUCUGUCCGGUGCUCGAGUCCCCCUGCCAGGGCAAGGUGCUAACAGCAGCGACCUGGAGCAGUAGGGGGUGGUGUCGCCUAGAACGAGCGGCGCGCGAGCUGUCGGCAAACAGCACCUGGAUUCUGAUUCAGAGCGAUGCCUCCAUGGAGGUUGUUGGCGGCACAGCGCUGUCCUUUCCGAGCGGCAGCGUUGGGGAAGGCGACUUCGGAGUCCUGGAGGAUCGGCAAAAGCUUGCUCCGGUGAUGCGGCAAAUCCUGGUGAACAAGUUGCAUCAUUGCCUCCGAGUGGGCGACUUGCCCGGGUUCCGGCGCCACUUCAACCUCCAGAAGGUUCAUCUAAGGGGGCUGGUGAUCGAGCCAGUGGUCGGCCUGCUUCCCGACUGCGAGGCCCCUGGUGGUGAUAGAGUGGUGGAGUUCCUGCACCAGAACGGUUUGAGGAAGUUUGGUGAACCCGAUAGCGCGGGGUGGUGGCCUCUGCACUAUGCAGCUUUGGCCGGCAGUGUCGAGGUACUGAGAGGGCUGCUGGAGAAACGUGCUAGUGUUAACCGCCGCACGUCGAAGGAUGAGCCGAUGCAGGGCUUCCCACGUUGGGUGUCGGCUUUGGAUCUGGCGGUCUUCUACAAGCACCACGAGGCCACACAGCUGCUUCUGGCAGUGAGAGCUGACGUCCAGGGAGGAGUUUCGCCAGCCGCCUUCCUGGCGGCCACUUCGGACAAUGCGGAAGGUAUCCGGCUCCUGUGUGCAGCAGGUGCCAAGCCUCUGGCCCGGAACAUGAUUGGUCCUACUGUUUUGCAGUGUGCAGCAGGUAACGGAGCCGCGGCAGCUUUGGAGGAGCUGUUGGUGCAGGGUCGCCCAUGCUCGCUGGAUCUUUCUCGAGCACUCUUCGAUGCUGCACUCUUCCGGGGUGGCUCGGCAGAGCUGGUGCAGCGGUUGAUUUGCCUUCGUGCCGACAUGGACUUUCAGCUGAAUGUGGCGCGCGACUUCAGGGCACUGGGGCGGCUGGGCGUGGCGGGCAAAUCCUUGCAGCACCGGCUCGGACGGGCUACGGUUCUGACGGCGGUAGCCUAUCACUUGCAGAGCAGCACGCCGCUGAUGCAGGCCAUCAGGUCGGCUCAAUUCGAGGCCACCGCGGCUCUGAUCGCGGCCGGCGCCAGAGUAGACCUGCGGAAUUCCAGGAAUUGGACCGCGGCAGACUUUGCCCGUCGCCAGUCGAUCCCACGUUUUCUGCAGAUGGGCCUCAACGGAGACCCGUCGGAGUGCCGAAGGGUGUGUUCCCUCGCAACGCUCGACCGACCUCCCUGA
Messenger RNA from Symbiodinium necroappetens, 1755 nucleotides. Lineage: Eukaryota; Dinophyceae; Suessiales; Symbiodiniaceae. The record is from the annotation of a GenBank genome assembly.